AUGGAGCACGAAGAAAAUUGUCCGUGGAACCAAAGCCGGCCACUAAUCAAUACCUCUAUCCAGCGGCCGUGCGAAUCGCGUAAGUGCGCUGUGUGGAAAGACCUGAAGAGCUGGUUCGGUUAUGUGGGAAGCGGCCUGUCUAAGCUAGCUUUCGAAGAAGUUUUUCGUGAUGUAGCUCAUGGAGGCUCAGGGUUAUAUGAGCGUAUGGCUGUGGAGGGGGGCGAUAUGCUUCGUGAGGCAUCUAGAGCAUUUGCCGCCAAAAAAGCGGAAGACAACCAGAUUUUGAUCUCCGCAGUAAGGUUUAUUUUUCAUGGCGUGCGCCAGAAAAAGGCGCUGGAACUCUUUAAAAAGUUGUUUGUCCAGAAGGAAGUAACAAUCAUGAAUGAGACAAGCCUUUUGAACUAUUUUGCGAAAUCGUACCUUUCAGCGGCACAAUUCCUCAAUUCACCGCGGUCUGUGUCAAAUUACGUUCGGGUCUUGUUAUCGUAUUCUUUGAAUGAGAUAGCGGGACAGGAUUUUCACCGCAAACCUACCGAAUGGCUGCCGACUCUGUUACAACAUAUAUAUCAUUCUCAGACAUUCAGACAUCUGCAAUGCAAUUCUGACAAUUUGCUGUUGAGGGACCUGCACCUCAUUUUCGAUUACAAAUAUGACUACUUUUUGCCGAGGAUUCAGGAAUGCUUCGACAAUCCCGACGCUGCUCAUCACGUUAGUUUCGUCGUAGCAGGCUGUAAGCACGAUGUUCAGUGCACGCAAACAUCUGGAGUCGAAUUGCUGUCAAACUUCGCUUCCAAAUACUUCUGCGAGUUGUACAAGGCUCAUUACGGCCAUGACAACGCUGCACUUUCCGCGGAAUACGCCAAUAAUCAGUCUCGCGAGUUCAUACGCAGCAACGCAAUUGAAGUUUUUGCUUGCGUCUACAUGCGAUUACAUCUUGUAUACAUUGGUGAGGAGGUUGACUACAUGAGGCUUCGAUCAUCACAGGAUUGCCGAACGAUAUUUCUCAAUCUCGUGGGUGCAUGUUGGUCAAUAUCGCAGAAGGAGACGCGUACGGCUUGGAUGGCGAAUCUCUUUCACUCCCUCCGUCAGGUUCAAUUGGCAAUCACGAUGAAUGGACUCGUCCAUACAGCAUCUACCACAGAUGAAAACAUUCUUGCAUCGGGAGAUGCAGUACUUGAAAACGCAGCUUCGCAUCCUUUGGAUUUCUCCGCCAUGUUUUGCAAUACGAAACCGGUGCAGGAGGGCGUGAGACCCACGGGUUGCUUCCUUGAUAGGGUAGUGGAGAAAACGAUGGAUUUGUUUUCUCGCCCUGACAAAACUUGCGUGGAGCCGGAUGUUAGACAAGACAACACAUUGCCCAUACGCGUACAGUAUGACCAAGAUAGCGGAGAUGCAAGCGUACAUAUUCCCCUUGGUAAAUUGGGCGACAUGGAACCGGUAAACUACCGGACAGUGCUCAAGAGAAAGGGUGAGAGGGUCAUGGAAAUCGCGGUCUCCAACAAGGGCACUCUGCCACUUUUAGACAUACAGUUUUAA
This is a messenger RNA of Babesia bigemina, 1536 nucleotides long. RefSeq lists its product as hypothetical. The record is from RefSeq and is a predicted model, not a curated record. Bases 1 to 1536 code for a protein of 511 amino acids. Lineage: Eukaryota; Apicomplexa; Aconoidasida; Piroplasmida; Babesiidae. The transcript is spliced from 6 exons.